Molecule: messenger RNA, 225 nt
Organism: Pelobates cultripes (western spadefoot toad)
Lineage: Eukaryota; Metazoa; Chordata; Amphibia; Anura; Pelobatidae
Source: the annotation of a GenBank genome assembly
GAUGACCCGUGGUGCACCAUGUCAGACUCACCACAGCAUACUCAUCACUUCCAGUCCAUAAUCAACGCUGCAGUUUCGGCCUCCAUGGAAAAGGCCAUUUCAAAGAUACUGACGCACCUUCCUCCAGAAAAUCCCACCCAACCAAUAGGGAUGACAGCCCAAGACACAGAGGAUAUUGUGGGCCCGGAAGCGUCUGUCAAGGACCUACCGCCUUUGCCCAAAUGA